Molecule: messenger RNA, 651 nt
Organism: Cuscuta campestris
Lineage: Eukaryota; Viridiplantae; Streptophyta; Magnoliopsida; Solanales; Convolvulaceae
Source: the annotation of a GenBank genome assembly
CCGAGCAAUGAAAUGAUGUGGAAACCGAGUAGGAAGGUGAGUCUCCCAAAUCUCCUUUUAUACCCCUCCCCAACCGCACGAUCCCACGCGCAACUUCGCCGGACGGCCGUCUCAAAAUCCUCCCCCCCUUUUCCUCCUCCAUAAAUCCCCUCAAUCCUCCCCGCAGAAAGAGAGAGAGAGAGAGAGAGAGAGAUUCCAUUCCAUUCCACGAAACCUCCCGAAUGUUGAAGAAGACGGGGCACUGGUUCACCUUCAAGCGGCUGACCGCGAGGCGCUCCACCGGCGGAGAUGGCCGCAGCGCGGGGCUGCGGUGGCGGCUGAAGACCGCGAGGCGGCCGUCGAGGUUUCUGAACUGGUUCCUGGACGGCGUUCUGUUCAGGUUCGUUUCCUUCGUAGAGGCCGUCGUUCUGGUGUCCAGGCUCGCCUUCUUCUUCCUCUGCUGCGGAUGCCGUUUCUGAUCGAUUUCACUACUGACGAUUCCUUAGUUUUCAUUCCUCUCUGAAUUUCACUGUAUUCCUUUGAUUUUCCCACUUUAUUUAUUUAUUUAUUUUUUUGUUUGGUAAUUAGUGUGAAUUUGCUGGCAAUUUCUGUCGAUUGUGAUCUCUCUCUCUUUUUUGUUGUGUAAAUACAUAAUUAAGCUAAUUUUGAUAU